This is a messenger RNA of Scatophagus argus, 3288 nucleotides long. It is a transcript of the gene cnp, whose product is annotated as 2',3'-cyclic nucleotide 3' phosphodiesterase. Bases 169 to 2292 code for a protein of 707 amino acids. Gene Ontology annotation, biological process: cyclic nucleotide catabolic process. Gene Ontology annotation, molecular function: 2',3'-cyclic-nucleotide 3'-phosphodiesterase activity. Gene Ontology annotation, cellular component: cytoplasm; membrane. The transcript has 4 exons. Lineage: Eukaryota; Metazoa; Chordata; Actinopteri; Scatophagidae. The record is from RefSeq and is a predicted model, not a curated record.
GAUGCGCGUGCCCGGCGGGAAUUUCCUUUUGAAGCGGGUGCAUGUCUGCACCACGGAUUGCCUUGUCAUUGUAUCCAGACAGAAACGCGUGGUCAGCGGCACCACCGACAGCUCCACUGCAGCCUAACUGGUACAUCGUGGUGUAUAAAGUCAGACUUCAAGCCAGACAUGGAAACUGAAAAAAGCGGUGAGGUUUUAGAUGCAUCAGAGGCUCCACAGGCAGAGGAGACUGUAAUGGAAAAAGAGGCUGUGUCAAAACAGGAGACACCAGAGGAAUCCACAGAGCCUGAGAAGCCACCAGCUGCCGACGAAGAGACUAAGCAGAUGGCAGUGAAUGGCCAUGACACAGAAGUCAUAAACUUGAAAGAAACAGAAGAGGUGAUUGUGUCAGAAACUGUAACGCUGUCUGAAGAAAAAACAGAAACGGAGAUUAAGAACAGCUUGCCAACAGAAAAGGCCGAAACGGAGUCAGCGCCCGAGGCGGUGGCACCGCCAGAACCGGAUGAGUCAUCUGAAAAGAUCUCUGACCCAAAUGCAGCUUUAGACACAGAACCAGAAAACAUCCAGCCUGUGCCAGAGAAUGACCCAGAACCUUUGCCUGUACAAACACCUCUGGCAGACAGUGCCCCUGGACCAGAGCCAGAGAAAUUGGCAGAAUCAGUUCCAGAAACUGAAGUACAAGAGCAAACACUACCUGAACUAGUUACGCCACAGCAGUCAGUGGACACACAGCCACCCAGCCAAGAGAAAGUGUCGGAGCAAGUGGAAACUGAGAAAGAAUUGCGGACUACGAUGGAUACUACGGCAGAAGAAGCUACCAAGAAGGGAGCGCCUGAAAAUGAUGUCACAGCCGAGCCUGCAAAGAAGGCGAGUGAAGAAAUAACUUCGGAAACGGCUUCUCCAGGAAAGCCAACUGAGACUGUGACAGUAAAGGAGGAGGCAUCCGCUGAAACUGAAAAUGUGAAAACCACAGGGGAUGAGAAGGAAGGUGAACCCAAAAAAUCAGUUGAGUCUGAUACUGUGAAGGUAGCCGAGGCAGCCCCAGAAGGCGAAGGUGUUAAAUCUGAGACGAAUGAUGCUGAGCUUGAGAAGGAAGAGGAAACGGGCCCUGCACCUGGCUCCCUGUCCUUUGCCUUCCUGGAACGAGAGCAGACCAAAGACGCCGUGCGAACCUCUCGUACACUUGUCAUCCUGAGAGGACUUCCAGGAAGCGGCAAAAGCUUCUUGGCACGUGUCAUAGCUGAUGCCUACAAAGACAGCUGCUCUGUCAUCUGUGCUGAUGACCACGGUGUGAAGCCAGAGAGUCCAGAAUCAUCUGUGGAUGGAUACAAAGCUCUGGAUGACGCUCUGGUGACCUGCUGCAGUGCGGGAACAGCUUCCUCUCUGCUGGUGGUGGUGGAUGACACCAACCACACCCAGGAUCGGCUGGCCCGCCUCGGGGAAAUCGCAGAGCAGCACCGUCUUGUGGCUCUCUUUUUGGAGCCACGUACUGAAUGGAGCAGAGAUGUAGCACAGCUGACCAAGAAGACCAAGCGUGGACUAGAGGAAGCCCAACUGGAAACCAUGAGAGGCCAACUUGAGGAGAUGUCCCUUCCUCUUUACUUUGGCUGGUUUCUUCUGUCCUCCUUCCAAGACAAGGUCAAGUGCACAGCAAUGGACUUCCUGAAAACGCUGGACACCCUGGAGGCCUUCAAGAAACACUUGAUUGACUUCACUGGGAAAGCUGAGAAGGAGGUGGAUUUGGAGCAAUACUUUCAAGCCAAACUGCCCCUGCAUUGCACUACAAAAUUCUGUAACUAUGGAAAAGCAGCAGGUGCCAAAGAGUAUGCACAGAAUUCAGAUGUCAAGGAUUUCUAUGGUUCUGUGUUCGAGCUGUCACUGAGUGCUCUCUUUGUCACUCCUCGCACUGUUGGUGCCAGAGUGUCCCUCACUGAGGAGCAGCUUUUACUUUGGCCAGCUGAUGCUGAAAAGGAGGCAGCGCCCGCCACCGCCCUGCCUGUGGGAAGCCGUGCCCAUGUUACUCUAGGAUGUGCAGAGGGUGUUGAUGCAGUGCAGACGGGUCUGGAUCUGCUUGAACUCCUGGCCCUGCAGCAGGCAGGCCAGCAGGGGAAUCUCGUCGAGGAGAUGGAGCUCGGCUCGCUGACCUAUUACGGUGAAGGAAGGUGGUUUCUUAGUCUCAGAGAGCCUAUCUGCGCCCUGGCCUGCUUCUCCAGCUUCUACGGGCACAAAGAGGUCGAGCCGACCAAAAAAGAACCGGAGAAGAAAAAGAAGCCAAAGUGCACCAUUCUGUAAACGGCAAACAGGGAAUGUGUGGCUGGGGAUGACUGGUGAAUUAAAACUUAGGCUUACUCUGUGCGAGGUUUGUGUGUUUGUGCAGUGUUUAGGGUUUCAGUUAUAGCCACCCUAAAUCCACAAGCUGUGUGCCUUUUUUUACCGUUUGAUUUGCACCACAACCCAAGAUGCCUUCAGUCUAGUUAUGCUUGUUAACGAUGUUGAAUAUCUUGUUUCACAUAUCAGUCAGCCAGAGUUGCAGUACUUGGCUAUUUGCUGACGUGUUAUUAGCUGCAGUUUUAGACUAAGGUAGUAUAGCCUCCUCCCACAGCUUCACAGUUAUCUAAAACUUAGAUUUCUAUACAUGUCAGUGUCUCUCAGUAUUCAGACAUACAAAAACUAGGUACUUUCACUGCAUGCAUCCCAGGUUAACAGUAUAAACAUUAACACAUUUCUGACCUGCUAAAAGUACUCCUUCUGCUUCAACGUAACUUGUCUGGUGUUUCCUGUGUCUUAGUGGAAAGUUCAAAAGAUUAGCUGUCAUUUCCAUACAAAUGUGUGCGUGUGUGUCUUUGUGUGUGUGUGCGCAUGUGUGUGUGUGUGUGUGAGAGCAGCCUAGAAAGUAGUUGUUACAAUAGCAUAUGGGCCAAAGUUAUCUGUUUGAUUAAGUGUAUUAGAAUGAAUGUCACUGAUAGAAGUCCUUGUAAAACCUUUGCACUGUGCAUAGUUUGAAAGGGACAAUGUUCAUGAUAUUGGUAUCUGUUUCAGCAGCUUGCACUUAGUACUCAAAUGCUGUGAAUCCAACUCUGUGUUUUGCAAUCUUUUCUACAGUGCAAGACUGCACCACUGAUCCCUUGUAGCCUCUUUGAACAGCACUUCAUGUAUUGCAUUUCAAUUUGUAUCCUUUGUGACUGUAAUUUUUGAAGGCUGAGUCCUACUUUGUGUAGCUCUUAUGAAUCACUAUUUUUGCACUUGUUUUGUACACUUAAUAAAAAAGAACAUGCUUUGCUCCAGUAA